AUGAGAACGAGUUUUAAUCCAUCGCCCCAAAAAAUCCCAUUGCACCUUGAAAAUCAAAAUUUUCAUUGCAACCGAUGUGAACCUUAUUGUCGCCGACAACAAGCUCGACAUUCCAAAUAUCGAGAUUCAUCUGCCAUAGAACAAAUCUGCUGGUGUCGGCGACUUUGUCAUAGAAGAAAUCCGCUGAUGAUUUUAAGGUUCACAUUUGGAAUUCGAACAGAAGGUAACGAGCGGGAAAAGUAUCACUUCAAAUCCCACCCAUGUCACUAUUCGUCUUAUAGAAAAACUUAUCAUCGCCAUUUGAGAAGCUUCUUCAGAUCUCACUUGUCGUUCGGCUUCAGCUUCAACUUCAACUUCUCGGUUCAUUGUGAAUUUGAAGAUCUAGAGAUGGGAGUGGAGAAUUAUCAUGUGAUAGAGCUUGUAGGCGAAGGCUCUUUUGGUAAAGUAUACAAGGGAAGAAGAAAGUAUACUGGCCAGACUGUUGCAAUGAAAUUUAUACUUAAGCAUGGGAAAAGUGAAAAGGACAUUCAGAAUUUGAGACAAGAAAUUGAGAUCUUGAGGAAGUUAAAGCAUGAGAAUAUUAUUCAGAUGCUGGAUUCGUUUGAAACCCCACAGGAGUUUUGUGUUGUCACUGAGUUUGCUCAAGGUGAGCUAUUUGAGAUUCUUGAGGAUGAUAAAUGCCUUCCCGAAGAAGAAGUUCAGAAAAUUGCAAAACAGUUGGUUAGAGCUUUGCAUUACUUGCAUUCCAACCGUAUUAUUCAUCGUGACAUGAAGCCACAAAACAUCUUGAUUUGUGCUGGGGGUGUUGUUAAGCUUUGUGAUUUUGGGUUUGCAAGAGCAAUGUCCACAAAUACAGUUGUCUUACGCUCCAUAAAAGGUACUCCUUUGUACAUGGCUCCAGAAUUAGUAAGAGAACAACCCUACAACCAUACUGCUGAUCUGUGGUCCCUUGGGGUUAUUUUGUAUGAAUUAUUUGUGGGUCAGCCUCCAUUUUACACAAAUUCAGUAUAUGCACUUAUUCGGCAUAUCAUCAAGGACCCUGUGAAAUACCCAGACAACAUGAGUUCAAAUUUCAAAAACUUUCUCAAGGGUCUGCUUAACAAGGAUCCUCAUUACAGGUUAACAUGGCCACGUCUUCUGGAUCAUCCAUUUGUUGAAGAAACUUUUGAAGAUGUUGAAGCUAGGGAGCUUCGUGCCAAAACUGCUGCUGCUAGAGGAUGUGAUGCUGCUUGGAAAGGGGAAAAGUAUGUACAGUCAACUGGUUUGACCCCUGCAAGUCCAGAAAGCAAAAACCGAUCUCCCGCAACUAUGGAUGAAAAUAGUCAACCUUCUGGUCAACACUCAACUAUUGACUGUGCUUCACCACAACCAGAGUCUCAAAGAGUCACAGAAAAUGACAAUAUACAGUCAGGUUGUCAGGUGCUUGACAAAUUGGAAAAUAACUCUCGCACUGUUAAGGGUGCCAAGUUAAUUGGCCAAGAUAAUGAAGCACUAUCAGUUAUCUUGUUGCCUCUCAAAAAUCGGUUGUGCAGGGAUGAAGAUGCUGUCACUUCAAACCAGUCCCUGAGAAUUCUUUCAAACUUAGUUGCUGCAGCUGCUAUUAAUUCUACAGGGGUGCUUGAUGAAAUAUUCUGGGAACUUAUAGGCUUCACUGCCAAUCUUCUUCAUAUAAAAAAAUCAAAUUAUAAUGACUUGCUGCUAAAGUGUUUCUCAGUUAUUAAGAAGCUAUUGGAUACCUGUGGUGGUGGUUUUGGGCAUUCAUAUAUCAGACAUUGGGUUGCUAUAGUGGAGCUCUAUAAAGAGGUUUCUCAAAACACAGAAGAUGCUUCAGGAAGAGUUGUGUAUGAAUCCAUUGCUUGCAUCACAAUUAUUGUAUCUCGAGUAGCACAAGGUUUCAAAGCAUCCCCAGCCACCAAGCGUGCUGAUGUGGCAGCAGCAAACGAAGGUCUUAAAGAGAUACUUGAUCAUGCUAAAACAUCAGGGGUUUUGGAUACUUUGGUUUCAUGCUUGGUUACUUGUGGCACAAGUCUCAUGUCCGGGUCUUCAAAUCUGAUCCGUGCUGCUUGUGAAGCAUGCAGGGCGAUUUGGUCAUUAAUCGAUGCAUCUGAGAUUCAUUCAACUAAAGAGAAAGAAAAUCCAUUUCCAUUGAGGUCCAUCCGUUCGCACUCGUUGGAUCGGAUUAAUAUUAAUGAAGAUGAGUCUAAACCGUUGAUUGGUGGGGAUUCUGAAAAGAUUGUGAAUGCAGUCACACGAGCAUUUCUUGGAUCAAAAGCUGUACAAGUUGCUUUCUAUUAUUGUCUUCGCCAACGCGCAGAGGCUGCUGCAUGGUCUUCUGGUAUUCAGAUCAUCUUAAGGUGCUGUUUGCAUAAUACCUCAGUCGCCGGUGUUUUAUGCGGUUUGCCUAGUUCUUUACCUGUGACUACAGUCGUGAGUGGAGGUGGUGAUAACACAAUAAUUUCAGAAAUCUUUUCCAUAUUAUCACUUUGUGCUUCCUUCGACAGAGAUCAACAAACAGGAGACCAAAAUAAUCUGAAAAACAAAUUACCAAAUCCACAUGCUCUAAUCUGCCAUUCAUGCCUCGUACUUUCAGCAGUCGCACAAUCCUUAAAAUCUUCCGGAAGAAAUUCAGCACUAUUCAUGCUGACAUCAUCACCGAAAAAACAACGUUCUCGCCUUUCCGACCUCGCACACCAUUACUCUUUAUGUGAUCGAAUUCAAAAUUCAUUUCAAUCUCAUUCCAUGUCCGCCAUGCUGGCACUCGCAUCCAUUUUGUCCCUCGAAAACUCUCCUUCUGUUGAAACAUCAAUUUCUGAAAUCGCGGUGCCUUUAAUUCCACGGAGUGCUACUCUUUGUGAUUACCUCAGGAUUUCAACACCAGACGGGAAUGGAAUGAGAGGGAAGCUCUCGUAUUGGAAUGGAAUCAGAGAUGGCUGUGUCGGUUUAUUGGAAUCCAGACUACGUUGGGGUGGGCCUUUAGCGAUUCAACAGCUAUGCGCGAGUGGAAUCCCCCAAACACUUGUUGAUUUAUUAGGAAACGAUCAAUUAGACGAUCAGAUCGGGUUAUCUCCAGUUGGCGUUGUAUGGACGGUUUCGUCUCUAUGCCAGUGUCUGCCAGGUGGCAGUUCCACGUUUCGACAGGUGUUGCUUAGAAAAGAGCAUGUGAAAGUUGUGUCUGAUUUGAUAUCGGUUGUUCAUCUGAAGGGUAUAAGGUGUUGGGGUGGACCUGGUGGAGGUCGGAAUGGAAUCAGGGAUACCGUGAACGCGGUAAUCGAUCUUUUGGCGUUUCCGUUUGUGGCUGUACAAAAUGUGCCGAAUUCUUCUUCAGCUGUAUCUGCUGCUGCUGCUUCGGUGAAUAAUGGUUAUCUUUUAAAUAUGGGAUCUCCUGGAGGGAAGGUGUCUGCUGAUGACAAGGACAUGGUUAGAGCAAUUGAAGCAAGCAUGGGAAAAUACAUUCAAAUCCUUUCUGAGGUAGGAAUUCCGGGUCGAAUAAUUCAGUGUUUGGAACACAUGGAGUUAAAAGACACUGCUAGAGCCGUUGCAUUUCUAGCCAAAAUGACUCUUCAUAGAUCACUUGUUGUUCAACUCCUUGAAAGAGGUCUCUUGGAUGCAAACAAAAUGAGAAGGCUGCUUGACUCCUCAUCACCACGAGAAGUUACUCUAGAUAUUCUCAUGAUCAUUUCAGACUUGGCCCGCAUGGAUAAGAUUUUUUAUGAGCACAUACAUGGAGCAAAUAUCUUACAUCUCUUAAAAGACUUUCUAACACACCAAGAUCCAAAUGUUCGUGCCAAAGCUUGCAGUGCUAUUGGCAAUAUGUGUCGACAUAGCUCCUACUUUUAUGAUUUAUUGGCAAAGCACAAAAUCAUCAGUCUCUUGGUUGAUCGGUGCUCUGAUGGGGACAAACGCACUCGUAAAUUUGCUUGUUUUGCAAUUGGUAAUGCAGCAUACCACAAUGAGAUGUUUUAUGAAGAGCUGAGAAAAUGCAUACCUCAACUUGCUAGUUUGCUGAUGUCAGCAGAGGAGGACGAUAAAACUAAAGCAAACGCAUCUGGUGCUCUCAGUAAUCUCGUGCGCAACUCCAACAAACUUUGUCAGGAUAUUGUCUCUAAAGGAGCAAUGCAGGCAUUGCUGAAGUUGGUGUCGGACUGUUCUGUUGUUGCUCUGAACCCAACCAGGAGAGAUGCGAUCACUGAGUCGCCUCUAAAAAUAGCUUUGUUUUCGUUAGCAAAGAUGUGCCAACAUCCGCCCUGUAGACAAUUCCUUCGUUCUUCUGAAUUGUACCCUGUGAUUGGACGACUCCGCCAAUCACCAGAAUCAACCAUUGCCAACUAUGCUUCUGUCAUUUUCAACAAAACCUCCUCUUAACCCUAAAACUAUGCCAUGAUAUAUGUUUAAAUACCUUUUCACUAUAUCAAUACAUCAACUCUCUGUUAGAAUUAAUUUUGCUAUUGUUUCUAAACUUUUAGUAGAUAAAUUGUUAUUUACAUGUAUAAAAAAAAAACUUCAUUAAAAAUUACAAAACUUGUGCCUUACUAGCUUUGAGUUCCGUUUGUUUUACAAAGCUCAAGAUCAACUUGUUAAGAGGGUUCGGAUUUGCUUGUAUACGAUAUAAACGUAAGUAUUUAUUUAUUUUAAUAUAUCUUAUAAAAAAAAGCGUAAUAUUAAGUUUGAAUUCGAUUUGGGUUUGUUUAAAAUUGAUCUUGAGUUAAGCUUUCAAGGAGCCGAAGUCGAGUAGAUAAGAGUAACUUGGCUCUUUUGCAUAUCUAGUUGAGUGUACUUUACUGUGUUGAGGUUGAUUCUUAUUUCUUAGUGAUUAAGCUUAAUUUUUGCCGUUGAUUUCACCCUGCCGACUGACAUCAUAACAUGUGCUCCUUUUUCCUUCCCUUUUACACUGUCGACAUGUAUCUGCCAAAAAAAGGUCAUCUUUUUUCUUUAUUCUAGAGUCGAGAC
Messenger RNA from Lactuca saligna, 4947 nucleotides. The record is from the annotation of a GenBank genome assembly. NCBI's taxonomy places the organism in Eukaryota, Viridiplantae, Streptophyta, Magnoliopsida, Asterales, Asteraceae.